Neogale vison (American mink) is the source of this 2022-nucleotide messenger RNA. It is a transcript of the gene DNAAF1, whose product is annotated as dynein axonemal assembly factor 1. Lineage: Eukaryota; Metazoa; Chordata; Mammalia; Carnivora; Mustelidae. The record is from RefSeq and is a predicted model, not a curated record. Gene Ontology annotation, biological process: cilium assembly. The transcript is spliced from 12 exons. Gene Ontology annotation, molecular function: protein binding; dynein complex binding. Gene Ontology annotation, cellular component: axoneme. Bases 166 to 2022 code for a protein of 618 amino acids.
CCGGGCUGCACGUUCCUCUGAACCAGGGGACGGCUUCAUCCAUCUCCCAAGCCUUCCUCUCCCCGGCAGCCUGCAGCGCCCAGCAAACCCCAGCAAACCGCCGCGCUUCCUUCCAGAGCGCCCUGAUUCCGAAUUACUCCUAAUUCAGAACAAAGAAGACAACAAAUGCCACUCCAACCAAGUCCCCCCGAAAUGAGAAUAAAGGAGCACGGACAAAGGGAAAUUAAUGAUCCGAAGGAAAUAUGUGUGGGUCCUUCUGCCACAUCCUACCCAAGUGAGCAGAAACAGAGCGGUGACAGCAGGUCGGACAGUCGCUUCACACACCAGAGAGAUGACAAGGAAGACUGUGGCCCCAGAAUGACUAAAAGUUUUCUGCAAAAACUCUGCAAGCAACACAAGCUUUAUAUCACCCCGGCACUGAAUGAUACACUAUAUUUACACUUUAAAGGUUUUGAUCGCAUCGAGAACCUGGAGGAGUACACAGGGCUACGCUGCCUCUGGCUGGAGUGCAACGGGAUACAGAAGAUCGAGAACCUGCACGCCCAGACCGAACUGCGCUGCCUCUUCUUGCAAGUGAAUUUGCUGCAUAAAAUCGAGAACUUAGAACCUCUGCAGAAACUGGACGCUCUUAACCUGAGCAACAAUUACAUCAAGACCAUUGAAAACCUCUCCUGUCUGCCGGUCCUGAACACGCUCCAGAUGGCCCACAAUCACUUGGAGACCGUGGAAGACAUUCAGCAUCUACAGGAGUGCUUGAAACUCUGCGUCCUUGACCUUUCCCACAAUAAGCUGAGCGAUCCGGAAAUCCUGAGCGUCCUGGAGAGCAUGCCUGAUUUGCGCGUCCUGAAUUUGAUGGGAAACCCCGUGACCAGGCACAUCGCUAAUUAUCGAAAGACCGUCACCGUUCGACUAAAACAUUUAACGUACCUGGAUGACAGACCAGUUUUCCCCAAGGACAGAGCUUGUGCGGAGGCCUGGGCCAGGGGCGGGCUUGCUGCUGAGAAAGAGGAGAGACAGCAGUGGGAGAGCCGAGAGCGGAAGAAGAUCGAGGAGAGCAUCGAGGCGCUGGCGAUGAUCAAGCGGCGGGCGGAGGAGAGAAGGCGGCAGAAAGCCAGCCGGGAGGGAGGGGACGAGCUGGAGCCAGAGGAGAGCAAGCUUGUGGAUGGCAGCGUGCCAGGGAAGGAGGAGCCUCGUGAGGAGGAGGAGAGGCAGCAGAAAAUGGAGCAAUUUGUCAGGGAGAGCUUUGAGGCCAAGGAUGAGCUCUUCCCGGAGAGACUGAAUCUUGGGGAGGAGCUGCCGGUGGAGGUCAGCAGGGAGACGGAAGGCCGGGAGCCAGCGGGGCCACACCUGGAGGAGGCCGUGAGGCCGGCCGCCCCCGGAGCUGCUUGCAAAGAACCGGACCCGCAGACUGUGGCUGCCGGGGGUGCAGCAGGCACGGAGCUGGGUGGAGACGAGGAUCUGGAGACCAUCAGACCGGAGGUGAAGGAGAAGCUCUGCAUCGACGACCUGCCUGACUUGGAAGAUGUGGACACAGGCGAGCCUCUGGAAGGCCAGGAUGAUGAGAUGUGCUUUCCAAAGAUCACAGCCGUCUCGAGCUGGAGUGAUGACAGUGACCCUGAACUGGACCACUCCUCACUCCCGGUGCCAGAAGACACCUCUGAUGCCCUUUCAAACAUAUUCGCCAUCCCCAGGGACACGUGGAGGACGGCUGAGACGCCCUUCACUGCCAUCUGUGACGCAGCAGCCAAGAGGGACUCGGAAACCCCAACGGGAGACACCAAGGCCCCACGCCCGCUGAUCCAGGAGCUCCCCGGCGAGCCAGCUCCAGGCCAGCCACCAAUGCCCCCAACCUGCCAUCGGGACGCCCCACUGCCCGCUCCCAGCGAGGACAAGGACAGUGACCUACUUCCAGCCUCUCCCCCAGGUGAGGUCGCUGAGGAGAACGAGGCGCAGGCUGAGGCAGAGCGCGCUGAGCCCGAGGCGGGAGAAGACCGGGAGGACAUUGAAUUUGGCUUGGACUGA